AUGUCGCCCACCGCUGUUGAUACCACCUUGGUCGUGCCCGUGCCGACAAAGGGCAAGGUCGCCGCACCUCUGCAAGUCACUGGGGCUCUAAAGAGCCUCGAGUCAUUCGAGCUUAGCCCGAACAUUGGCCGCGAGUUUCCCAAGGCGGACCUCGCAGAGCUUCUCAGGGCCCCCAACUCGGACGAACUGAUUCGCGACCUCGCGGUGACCAUCUCUGAGCGCGGCGUUGUAAUCUUUCGCGCGCAAGACAACUUGACCAAUGAUUUGCAAAAAGAGCUCAUCGAGCGGCUCGGUCGGCUCACCGGCCGCCCGGCCGAGUCGGGCUUGCACAUCCACCCGGUCCUCAACCCGGCCCGGGAGCUCGGCGGCGACGACCCCGAGAUUAGCACCAUCAGCUCGGUGCAGAGGAACAAAAUCUACAACAGACCCGGUGUUGACGGAUUGAGCAGCAAGAGGCAGACCACGGCGGAAUGGCACAGCGACAUUGCCUUUGAGCCGUUCCCUGCCGACUAUUCUUCAUUGCGCCUUUCGCAGCUUCCGAAAACCGGCGGUGAUACCCUUUUUGCAUCCGGGUAUGAAAUCUAUGACAAGAUCAGCGAGCCGUAUCAAAAGUUCCUCGAGAGCCUGAGUGUCACUUUUGAGCAGCCCGGCUUCGGACAGGCUGCGGCCAGGGGUGGGUUCGAGCUCUACGACAAGCCGCGCGGCAAUGCUGCCAAUGUCGGCACCGAGCUCAAGGCCAUUCAUCCCGUUGUGCGCACGAACCCCGUCACCGGGUGGAAGAGUAUUUUCCCAGUCGGCUCCCAUGUCAAGCAUAUCAAUGGUGUCACCCAAGAGGAGAGCACUGAGCUUUUGACUCGGUUCCUUGACAUUGUGUACAAGAAUCCCGAAUUGCAGGUCCGCCUGCAGUGGCAAAAUCCCAACGAUAUCGCAAGCAUAGCUAUUUGGGAUAACCGCAGUGCGUUCCACAGCGCCACCUUUGACUAUGAGGACCAGGGCGAUCGAUUUGGUAUUCGUGUCGUUGGUGUUGGCGAGCGCCCGUUCUUCGACCCCCAGAGUUCAUCGCGACAGGAAGCGCUUGCGGUACGCAACAAGCAGACUAAUGUCGGAACCGUUUCUUGA
Messenger RNA from Cordyceps militaris CM01, 1119 nucleotides. Its product is annotated as TfdA family taurine dioxygenase, putative. The coding region runs from base 1 to 1119 and encodes 372 amino acids. The transcript is spliced from 4 exons. Gene Ontology annotation, cellular component: cytoplasm. The record is from RefSeq and is a predicted model, not a curated record. Gene Ontology annotation, molecular function: 2-oxoglutarate-dependent dioxygenase activity. NCBI's taxonomy places the organism in Eukaryota, Fungi, Ascomycota, Sordariomycetes, Hypocreales, Cordycipitaceae.